Entamoeba dispar SAW760 is the source of this 1254-nucleotide messenger RNA. RefSeq names its product 26S protease regulatory subunit, putative. The transcript has a single exon. Gene Ontology annotation, molecular function: proteasome-activating activity; ATP hydrolysis activity; ATP binding. Gene Ontology annotation, cellular component: proteasome regulatory particle, base subcomplex. NCBI's taxonomy places the organism in Eukaryota, Evosea, Mastigamoebida, Endamoebidae. The coding region runs from base 1 to 1254 and encodes 417 amino acids. Gene Ontology annotation, biological process: proteasome-mediated ubiquitin-dependent protein catabolic process. The record is from RefSeq and is a predicted model, not a curated record.
AUGGAAGAAGAAUUUGAGAAGAAACCAAAAGCACUUGAUGAAGAAGAAAUCGCUAUUUUAAAGGCAUAUAACCGUGGUCCAUAUGCAAAUUCAAUUAAACAAUUAGAAAAAGAAGUUGGUGACCUUGCAACAGAAAUACAUAAUUUAGUCGGAAUUCAAGAAAGUGAUACAGGACUAGCACCAGUGUCUCAAUGGGACUUAAAUGCUGAUAAAAAGUUGAUGGAAGAACAACCAUUACUUGUGUGUAGAUGUAUUAAAGCUAUGCCAGAUGAACGUGAACCACGAUAUGUUAUUUCAAUAAAAGAAUUUGCAAGGUUUGUUGUUGGUAAAUCAAAUAGAGUUGAAAAAAAUGCUGUUCAAGAUGGAACAAGGGUAGGAGUAGAUAGAGCACGUUAUGAAAUUAAAAUGGCACUCCCACCAAAAAUUGAUCCAUCAGUUUCUGUUAUGCAAGUUGAAGAAAAACCAGAUGUAACAUACAAAGAUAUUGGAGGAUGUAAAGAACAAAUUGAAAGAAUUAAAGAAGUUGUUGAACUUCCUAUGUUACAUCCAGAAGCAUUUGAGAAUUUAGGAAUUGACCCACCUAAAGGAGUGUUAUUAUAUGGACCACCAGGAACGGGUAAAACAUUGUUAGCACGUGCCGUGGCUAAUAGAACAGAAUCAACAUUUGUUCGAGUAAUUGGAUCAGAGUUAGUUCAAAAAUAUGUUGGAGAAGGUGCUAAAAUGGUAAGAGAUUUAUUUGACAUGGCUAAAAGUAAAAAGAGUUGUAUUAUUUUCUUUGAUGAGAUUGAUGCUAUUGGAGGAACUAGAUUCCAAGAUGAUACAGGUGAAAGUGAAGUACAACGUACUAUGUUAGAACUUAUUAAUCAAUUAGAUGGAUUUGAUAAACGUGGAAAUAUUAAAGUCCUUAUGGCAACAAAUAGACCAGACACACUUGAUCCAGCAUUGGUUAGACCAGGACGACUUGAUAGAAAGAUUGAAUUUGGUCUUCCAGAUAUUGAAGGAAGAACAGAAAUAUUCAAAAUUCAUACAAAGCCAAUGAGUGUUGCAAAGGAUAUUCGUUAUGAUCUUUUAGCUAGAUUAUGUCCAAAUGCUACUGGAGCAGAAAUUCAAUCAGUUUGUACUGAGGCAGGAAUGUUUGCAAUUAGAGCAAGAAGAAAAGUUGUUACUGAAAGAGAUUUCUUAGACGCAAUAGAAAAAGUUAUUAAAGGUUAUCAAAAGUUCUCUGCAACUCCAAAAUAUCUUGCUUACAAUUAA